This is a messenger RNA of Magnolia sinica, 1087 nucleotides long. RefSeq names its product protein argonaute 10-like. Lineage: Eukaryota; Viridiplantae; Streptophyta; Magnoliopsida; Magnoliales; Magnoliaceae. Gene Ontology annotation, biological process: regulatory ncRNA-mediated post-transcriptional gene silencing. The transcript is spliced from 7 exons. The coding region runs from base 448 to 795 and encodes 115 amino acids. Gene Ontology annotation, cellular component: cytoplasm. The record is from RefSeq and is a predicted model, not a curated record.
UCUAUUCAGUUAGAUGUUUCAUUUCAUUUAUCAAUGGUUUUACUAAGUUUAUAUGGAAAUAUCUGAUGAGCAGCAUAAAUGAAGUCCCAUAAAGAAUGGAGAUAUGUAAUUCUCAAAAUUCUUGUUACUGAUGGAUGCAAAGCUGAAUAUGUACUGCAACAGUGCCAUUGGCACUCUCCUGAACUGAAUAUGUACGGCAACAGUGCCACUGGCACUCUCCUCAGAGGACACCAUCAAUGGGAAGAGACAAGCAAGUGGAGGCCUUUGGCUCUGUCCGGAAAUGGAUCGCAAACCUCCCAGAAAUUCCUUUAGCCUGCAGCAAAAAGGAAACCAAAACUAUUGAGAAGAGGAAUUGUACAAUACUCUGAUAGAUUCAACAUCCACACAUCCACAGUGCUGAGCAGGGCAUAAUUGCAGUUUGGGGGCUACUUCCUCAUACAAAUACAAAUGGAGAAGCUCAACCUGGUGAACAGUGUGCUAUUUACUGGUAGAUGGGCUAAAACUGGUUUAUACUAUGAGACUGUGCAGGAGAUUUUCAAGACGGUUCACCACAAUGCUUACCACGAAGAUCCUUAUGCAAAGGAGUUUGGCAUCAAAAUCAGUGAGAAACUUGCUUCGGUUGAAGCACGCAUUUUACCUGCACCUUGGCUUAAAUACCAUGACACUGGUAGAGAAAAGGAUUGCUUGCCCCAAGUUGGUCAAUGGAAUAUGAUGAACAAGGUUUGUUUUCCAGGCCAAUUGCAACUAUUCAAGUUCCAACUAUCAACAUUUGCAAGUAACAAGCCAUAUAUGUGAACAUGGCACACGUACAAGAUCCAAGCUGAUCAUCAGAUGAGACCCACGAUCUUGUUAAUAUGAAAAUGGGGAGAGGGAUAACCUCUCCAACCAGCAAAGAGACAAAACCCUGCUCCAAGACUGAAGGAAAGCACACAAUCCCAUAGCUAGAGUUUUCUUAAUAUUUCUGACAUGGGUUUCUCUUAUCUUCUGAUUUUUCUACAGUUGAUUCAGAAUUUCUUUCUCACUUGAAUUGGGUUCUUAUUUUUCUUUCUUAAUUUUGUUCCCAUAUCCAGGUGGGGAAUGGUGCAAU